Molecule: messenger RNA, 1014 nt
Organism: Apaloderma vittatum (bar-tailed trogon)
Lineage: Eukaryota; Metazoa; Chordata; Aves; Trogoniformes; Trogonidae
Gene: P2RY14
Product: purinergic receptor P2Y, G-protein coupled, 14
Exons: 1
Coding region: 1-1014 (337 amino acids)
Biological process (GO): G protein-coupled receptor signaling pathway
Cellular component (GO): membrane
Molecular function (GO): G protein-coupled purinergic nucleotide receptor activity
Source: RefSeq, a predicted model, not a curated record
AUGUUCAACUCCAGCACAAGCUCCUGGGGAAACAACUGCAGUCACAGCACGGUUGUAACCACGACAGUCAUUCCCCUGCUCUACUGCUUGAUUUUCAUAGUAGGCCUCGUGCUGAACGCUGUGGCAGCGUGGAUCUUUCUGCACGUUCCCAGCGAGAAGAGUUUUAUCGUCUAUCUCAAAAACAUCGUUGUUGCCGAUCUCCUCAUGAGCUUGACGUUUCCUUUCAAAAUCCUCGCCGAUUCAGAAAUUGCAACUCCACAGCUCAACAUGUUUGUGUGCAGAUACUCUGCCGUCAUUUUUUAUAUGAACAUGUAUAUUGGGAUAACGUUCUUUGGCCUCAUAGGUUUUGACAGAUACUACAAAAUUGUAAAGCCUUUAUUCACCUCCUUUGUUCACACGGUUAACUACAGCAAGGUGGUCUCUAUAAUCAUAUGGUUAUCGCUAAUGCUCCUAUCGCUCCCAAAUAUCAUUUUAACUAAUGAAAUCACUGAAGAAAAUUAUUCUGGAAAAUGCAUAGGUCUUAAAAGUGAGCUUGGCAGGCAGUGGCACAAAGCAUCAAGUUACAUUUGCACGGGGAUUUUCUGGAUCGUGUUUCUCCUGCUCAUCAUUUUUUACACUUCUAUAUCCAAAAAAAUAUACAGCUCUUACAAAAAAUUCAGAAGAAACUCAGAGGCGACCAAGAGAAAAACCAACCGUAACAUAUUCAGCAUCAUGUUUGUAUUUGUCAUUUGCUUCGUGCCCUAUCACCUCUGUAGAAUACCUUAUACUCUGAGCCAGACCAGCUCACAAUUCGACUGCCAGUCAGAAAAAACUCUGUACUAUGCAAAGGAAUUCACUCUCAUCCUCUCUGCUGCAAAUGUGUGCCUCGAUCCCAUUAUUUAUUUUUUCCUCUGCCUGCCCUUUAAGGAAAAGUUGUAUCAAAAACUGCAUCUCGAGCUGAAAACUUCAAGUGACGUUGAAAUUUCUAAAUCCAAAAGAUCAAAUACACUGCGGGAAAGUAUAAACGUAGUGUAG